Cynara cardunculus var. scolymus (artichoke) is the source of this 1285-nucleotide messenger RNA. Its product is annotated as transcription factor IIIA-like. Gene Ontology annotation, cellular component: nucleus. Gene Ontology annotation, biological process: regulation of transcription by RNA polymerase II. The coding region runs from base 50 to 1141 and encodes 363 amino acids. The transcript is spliced from 6 exons. NCBI's taxonomy places the organism in Eukaryota, Viridiplantae, Streptophyta, Magnoliopsida, Asterales, Asteraceae. The record is from RefSeq and is a predicted model, not a curated record.
AUUGCGACGGCCAUGAACAUAUCUCUCUAGGCAAGCACAAUCUGUGAAUAUGGGAGAAGAAACAACCGAUACGAAGAGAGAAUUUCCUAUUUUCAGAGACAUAAGGCGUUAUACUUGCGAGUACUGUGGUAUCGUUCGUUCAAAGAAGACUAUAAUCAACGCUCACAUUCAAUCUCAUCAUCAGGAUGAAAUAGAGGAGAAAGAAGGCGAUAGGGAAGAGGAUACAGAAGGGGGAAAGUUGAAUGUUUGCGAGGAAUGCGGUGUUUCUUUUCGAAAACCUGCACACUUGAGGCAGCAUAUGCAAAGCCAUUUGCUCGAGAGGCCUUUUACUUGUCCAAUAGACGACUGCAAUUCCAGUUACCGUAGGAAAGAUCACUUAACUCGCCAUCUUCUUCAACACGAUGGUAAACUUUUUAAUUGUCCUAUUGAAAACUGCAAAAGCAAGUUUUCAAUUCAAGGUAACAUGACUAGACACGUGAGAGAAAUCCAUGACGACUUGGGGUCUACUGCUGAUGACAUGAACGAACAGAAGCAGUAUGCUUGUUUGGAACCGGGAUGUGGGAAAGUUUUUAAGUAUGCAUCAAAGUUACAAAAACACGAAGAAUCUCAUGUUAGGUUAGAAACAGUGGAAGCAUUCUGUGCUGAACCGGGCUGUAUGAAAUAUUUCGCCAACGAGCAAUGUCUAAAGACUCACCUCCAGUUUUGCCAUCAGCACAUCAGCUGUGAGAUAUGUGGGAGCAAACAACUGAAGAAGAAUAUUAAGCGUCACCUUCGCACUCACGACAAAGUGGUUUCAAAAGAGAGGAUUAAAUGCAGUUUCAAUGGUUGCAACCUAACAUUCUCAACGAUUUCAAAUCUCCGACAGCAUGUGAAAGCUGCCCAUUUUCAACAGAAGGAAUUUGUGUGCAGCAUUUCCGGGUGUGGAAUGAGGUUUUCGUUCAAGCAUGUGAGAGAUAAGCACGAGAAAUCCGGCCGCCAUGUUUACACACUGGGAGAUUUUGUGGAAGCUGAUGAGCAAUUUCGAUCAAGGCCAAGGGGUGGUAGGAAAAGGAAAUUACCAACUGCAAUUGAAAGCCUUAUGAGGAAGAGAGUUGUUGCGCCUGCUGAAUCUAUACAAGACAUCUCUUGGUCGGUAGAUUAACGGCUCAGAUUUUGAUUGGUAACUGUAGAUCUUGUAAUUAUUAAGUAUGAAUUGUCGUAGCAUAUGUUGUCAUUUUUGUUUAUAUAGAAAAAUGUUACUUCAAUGUCUAUUGAUUUCACGUAGAAUAAAAAGGACAAUAUAUAA